AUGACAGAAUCUUUCACGGGUCGGCCACAAUCAUUCCAGCCACCACUCCCAUUCGAACUAUUAGAGACAAUAGUCGAAGACGCUUGGCUGACCUGCACCGGUUCGGCUGACCGCUGGGAACUCUUCGACGCCUUGCAUCGCGUCGACCCGACUUGGGCGGAACUCGCAGACGUCGUCGCAUCUCGUAUCGUAUUGCUGGAGUGCUCUUUCGACAUCGCGCGCUAUAAUGCCCUCACGAUCGCUGACGGUUCUAUGUGGGAACAUGGGUUCGCAUCGCGCUCUUGCCUCCAAGCCGCGAGCCGUUCUCACCUGCGAUACGCCUUGGUGCCAGAGUUCUCCAUCUUUGGCGACUGCAACUCGUGGUCCGAACACUUCCAGCGGCUCCGCGUCUUCGUCCCACACUGUUAUUCCGCAGAGCUCAUCUUCAAGAAGGAUACAAGUGACCUCCACAAAGAGGACGGAAAAUGGGAGGCGAUGUUCACCUUCCUGGCAACUCUCCCAGAACUCCGCCACCUUCACCUCCGGCCCGAGGUAGAAAGCGAUGCAUUCCUGCCGCGGACACACAUUCCUCAAGUGACGCACCUACGCCUCUCCACGCUCAAGGCGUGCCGUUGUGAGGGAUGGGAGAGAGAGCGCUGUCUCUUCCGUAACAUCCUCAUGCGCAUGCCCGCAGUACGACAUAUCCGCCUCGAGGGGCCGACGUUUCUCAGACGCUUUACCCCGUGUCGCACGCCACUAGAGUCGCUCACGCUCGAUGCACCACCCAUGCAAGCCAUAGCGCGCCGUGAACCAUACAGCUCGGUAAUGGAGUACAACAUUACGGCUGCCUUGAACAGAGGCCUGAUGCGCCGUGACAAGAAGGAUUGGGGAAAGUCACCGCGGUGCAUCAUAGUCAAUACGGGUGUGCAACUGCCGUUAGGAUGGGAGCAUGCCCAGGCAGCGUGUGUUGCCCAUGGGGUUACCCUAGAGAGGAGAUGCGUAUGGAUGAAGCCUGUGAAACGCGAGACGGUAGUUGAACUUGACGAAUCCCAGGAAAAGCACAGAUCGCGGAUGAAGCCCGAACCACAUAUGGAGCCUGGGCUGCAGACUUGA
Messenger RNA from Postia placenta MAD-698-R-SB12, 1092 nucleotides. RefSeq lists its product as hypothetical. NCBI's taxonomy places the organism in Eukaryota, Fungi, Basidiomycota, Agaricomycetes, Polyporales, Adustoporiaceae. The transcript has a single exon. The record is from RefSeq and is a predicted model, not a curated record. Bases 1 to 1092 code for a protein of 363 amino acids.